Molecule: messenger RNA, 13068 nt
Organism: Coregonus sp. 'balchen'
Lineage: Eukaryota; Metazoa; Chordata; Actinopteri; Salmoniformes; Salmonidae
Source: the annotation of a GenBank genome assembly
AUGAAGCCCCCGCCUGGCUUCCUGCAUGCCAACGUCCUGACUCGGCUCAACUCAUCAGCAGUCUCUGUUCCUGGAGCCAACUCCAUCUUUACUGUAUGACAUCUCGUCUUCCAAUCUCAAACACAAUCCCCCCAGGGCCCCUGGUCCCACCCCACACCAUGCCAACCCUCCUGUCCUUCAGCCCAUCUCUGUCAGAUCUGAGAGCGUUCCUGAUUAGUCUUCAGUUCAGAGGCACGCAUACCCUCUUCUUGACCUUGAGGGCCAUGCUGGAAACAGACACAGAUGUCUUGAUGAGUCUCAGCAAAGAAAGUUUGACUUUUCAUUCCCUCUUAUGGCUGGCAGUGUCACAGCUUGGUGGGAGAAAGCUGGGUCCCAGUGCCUGGCUUCUUCUCUGCGCCAGCCCUGCCUAGAACUUCCACAGCAGACCACCUGAGCCUCUGUUAUUUCUCUUGCCCCAUCAGCUGGCACUGCCACAGUGCCACCAGGCCCAAUCCUUCCCUCCAUACCUCCAACAUCCAGAUGGACCAGGCCUCUCAGGUACGGCCCUGACUGACACUCACUCCUCCUGCUUCUCUCCCUCUCUCUCUUUCUCUCCCUACCCAACAGGGAGUGACAUCACUACGUGCACCUUUCCUGCUGCACACAAAAUUUACACACAAAAGUGUAACAUUUCACCCAAGGCGGAGAUGGGCAUUCCCAUGGCAACCAGGUCCUGUGGUAUAGGCAGGGAGAUUAGGCCAAGCCUGAUGCCAUUUGCAUACAAAUUGCCCAGCUGGUACCUUGUCGUUAUGACAACGGCACACAGCUCCCAGAAUGCCUUUGGAAGUGAGACACAAAGGCAAAGCAGCCGACCAGUCAUUGAUAAAAUUUUAGUUUUUUUCACAAUGAGAAUUGUUUGCCGACAAUGUUGUCAUUUGAAUCCAAUCUCCAGGGAUCUGUUUGAAAUAGUGAAAAUAGAGGAAGAGAGUACACUAUUUAAUGAAUAUGUGGAAAAAAUAUACCCAUAUAUAUUUAUUUUUUGGCUUAUUAUCGCAUAAAAAGUGAUAAUAGUCAUAAAUACAUCAAUCUGAAAUAUCUCGUAAAACCAAUAAUUUUAUGUUGCACAACAAUUAGAAAACAAAAUAAAUAUAUGUUUCUCUCUAACCAGAUGCUUUUUUUUCCAGAUGCUUUUUUUCCUAACUGGCCAUUUCCAAAAAUAUAAACAAUUAAAUUUUGGGUUGACACUUGUUUGAUACUUGAUGAUGCUUUUAUAAUGUAACACACAACAAUAAUCAAUUUGAAAUUCUCAGAGCUUUGCAGGAUCCCUGAACACCACUUACAACAUGUUGCCAUCUAGUGGUCUGUUCUGGUAAUGAAUCUUACACAAUAACAAGCCUCAUAACUAUAAUAUUUAGCAACAGAGCUCUCUCAUUUCCAUAGUCAUCCUAGCUCAGUGUAUUGACCAGCAGCUAAACAGCUGUGCUGGGCUGUACUGUUUGUUCCUAUGGGAACUUGUGAACCCUGCAUAGCCUACUUGUUCACCCCUGUGGUCCCUGUGGGGGUCCAGUUUAACCAUUGGCCUGUGUGCUGCUGUCAAGCCCUUGCAGGCUACUCAAUGCCUCCCCAGUGGGGAACAAAACAGCCCCCUACCUCCUUCCUAAUGGUUCCUGCCUCCUUGGGUUGACCUGCAGCAUUCUGGGAGAGUGAUUAUGUGAGGUCAAGGUGAGUAUGUCUGUACACAUUAAACCCUCCAGUUCCCCAUAAUGUUAAUGUUGCUGGAGAACCCCAUUGAACUGUUCUGUUACAGAUUGUCAGAGACAACCGGUAUAAACUGCUUUGACCUGGUUGUGAGAGACUUGUAUCAGCAUUACAUGGCUGUAUUAACCUGUGGCGGUGCUCUGAAGGUUGUGUGUGUGUGUGCGUGUGUAUGCUUACGUGUAUGUAUGAGUGUGUGUGUGUGUGUGUAGGGGUGAGAUACACCCACCUCUCGAGGGGGAGCAGAGUGGAGAGCUGACAUUCCCAGCCUCUCCAGCAUAUAAAUGCAGCAUCAUGCUCUCCAGGGUGAAGCUACCAGCUCUGUGGACUGGACACGCUGUGGAGCGCCUCUACAUCUGACCCCUCAGCACUCCACAAGGUCACAACUGCUCUCCCCAGCUCAGACCCAAGGCCCAGGCACAGCCCCUCUUACCUGCCAACCCCCAUCUGUUCAACAUGGCGACCCGGUGGGGACUCUGCGGUGUGGGGAAGAUCAGCCACGAUUUCAGUGUGGCCAUGAAAACCCUCCCUCCUGGAGAUCACCAGGUACCUCACUCCACAUGCUGGAUGUCUCUCUUGCUCCUGCCUCUGUCUCUCUCUCUCUGUCGGCACUGACAGCUUGCCUAGCAGUAAUGAAUGUCUGUGUGUUUUCCCCAGUGGUGUAAAGUACUUAAGUAAAAAUACUUUAAAGUACUACUUAAGUAGUUUUUUGGGGUAUCUGUACUUUACUUUACUAUUGAUGUUUUUGCCAAAUUUUACUUUUACUUCACUACAUUCCUAAAGAAAAUAAUGUACUUUUUACUCCAUACAUUUUCCCUGACACCCAAAAAGUACUCGUUACAUUUUGACAGGAAAAUGGUCCAAUUCACGCACUUAUCAAGAGAACAUCCCUGGUCAUCCCUACUGCCUAGGAUCUGGCGGAUUCACUAAACACAAAUGCUUUGUUUGUAAUUAUGUCUGAGUGUUGGAGUGUUCCCCUGGCUAACCGUAAAAAAAAAGACAAUUGUGCCGUCUAGUUUUCUUAAUAUAAGGAAUUUGAAAUGAUUUAUACUUUUACUUUUACUUUUGAUACUUAAGUAUAUUUUAGCAAUUCCAUUUACUUUUGAUACUUAAGUAUAUUUAAAACCAAAUACUUUUAGACUUUUACUCAAGUAGUAUUUUACUGGGUGACUUUCACUUUUACUUGAGUCAUUUUCUAUUAAGGUAUCUUUACUUUUACUCAAGUAUGACAAUUUAGUACUUUUUCCACCACUGUUUUUCCCCUCUUGUUCCAGAUAGUGGCGGUGGCUGCGAGGAGUCUGGAGCGUGCCCAGGAGUUUGCCAAGAAGCACAGCAUCCCCAAGGCCUAUGGGAGCUAUGAAGAGCUGGCCAGUGACCCAGAGAUUGGUGGGUUAACAGCUUGGGAGGGCCUGGCUGUGCAGCCACAGAUAAUGGCUUGGUGACGUAAGUGUUUGAAAAUCAGCCUCCAGCCUGUGUACUGUGUGACUGUCCCUGCAGACAUGGUGUACCUGGGCGUGCUGCACACGGAGCACUGGCGCGUGGGCCUGCUGGUACUCCAGGCAGGGAAGAACAUGCUGUGUGAGAAGCCCUUCGCCAUGAACUCCAGGCAGGUGGGGGACCUCAUUGCUGCCUCCAGGAAGUUCAACGUCUUUCUCAUGGAGGUGUGGGAAAGGCUCAUCUCAGUCUGUUAAAAUGAUUUAUUGCUUGAUUCUCACAAUUUGUACUGUUGUCACAUUACCGUAGCAAAUAUCAGACCUGGGUUCAAAUACUAUUUCAAAUAUCUCAAUGGCUUUCACAUACUGUACAUUCAAAGUAAGUUUUAAGAUAUAUUUUAUUUGAAAAGACAAGUAGUUAAAUAUUUUAAUGUAUUUGGAAAUACACUUGUAAAGUAUUUGAAAAUACUCAAAUAUACUCCCAUACAUUUAACCCAGGUAUUUGAAUAUGUUGUUUAAAAAAGGUAUUUGAAAAUACUCUCAAAUACAAUUUGGUACAAAUAAUCAUUCAAAUAAAAGUAUCCAGAUCCUCAAAUACACAUGUAUUUGAACCCAGGUCUGACAAAUAUAAGGCCGGAUUUUGUUGAUCAUAUGAGGGCUGUUGUAGAAAUUACCAAGUUGAGGUAUAGAAAGAAACUGUCUGUCUGUCCACUCCGUGAGGUGAUGGUCUCUCUCUGUCUUCUCCCAGGCCAUCUGGUCCCGUUGUUUUCCACUGCACAGGGAGGUUCGCAGGCUGCUGGCUGAGGACGCCAUCGGCGAGGUAAAGCUGGUGAAGGCCUAUUUUGGCUCCCCUCAGCUUCACAUCCCCCGCUCGGUGGAGAAGGAGCUGGGAGGAGGCGCUCUGCUGGACAUUGGGGUCUACACCUUGCAGUUUGUGCUGAUGGUGUUCAACGGGGAGAGGCCAGAGUCCAUCUAUGCCACUGGAGUUCUUCUCAACUCCGGUAUUAAUCUUGGCACCUACAUGUAGUACCAAAUGUCCUGUGCGUACUGGCCAGCUAACAAUCUAUCACAAGAUACUACUAACUGGUCAUGUAAGCCAAGUACUGGUCGUGUUAAACAGAUGGUGGGACAGGGACAAUGAGUUUGGAAUUGGGCACAACCCAAGGAUCAGAUUAGCAUUGGGGUCAGUAUUAACUAGGCCUACAACAAGGAUUAAUUAUUGAUUGAAGUGUAAAAAUAUAACUUGCUGUUUGACUUGUUGAUGGUUGACAGGAGUGGAUGAGUCCAUGGUGGUGGUGAUGAAGUUUUCCAGGAACAGGCUGGCUUUCUGUUUCUUCUCCAUCGCUGUUUCACUGCCUAAUGACGCCACCAUCAGUGGAACAAAGGGCACCAUCAGGGUAUGCUGCUACUGAAUCAACUUUUAAACUGCCCAGUCUGUUUUAUCUUCAUUUAGGGAAAAUGUAAUAUAGUGAUGAAAGAGCCAACAAAUGCUAAACAAUGUCUGAUAUACAGUAUGUCACUGAUUGAGAUUUCAUUGAGAUGUAUUAUUGAUUAAUUAAUAUACUGAUAAGUAAACACAUAUACCAUAAUGGCCAUGUUUCAUGUCCUCUUAGGUUCUAGGUCCCAUGCAUUGUCCCACCACACUGGAGGUGAAUGGGAAGACAACACAGUACCCUCUACCUGAGCCCUCCUUACCUCUGAACUUCACUAACAGCACUGGGCUGCGCUAUGAGGCUGAGGAAGUCAGGCAGUGCCUGCUCAAAGGUAUGGUGGCUCCCAAGGUCUUACCAGAGAAAAACAAAAUGUCUCUGUUCUAAGAUGAGUGUUUGUUUGAACAGAAAUACAACAACUAUCCAGUUGCAAUGCUGUUGGUAGAUCCUAGGAAAUAAACAGUAAAACUGUCAAAUAAACAAUAACAUUGUUGUUAUACCUGCUGCUUCCAACCUGAGCCUUUGCUUACAAUACAGUCAGUCAAUUUCUCCUUCUCUUCCCCAGGACUGAAGGAGAGCCCCAGAAUGCCCCUGUCUGAAUCGGCCCUGCUCACUGAGAUUAUGGAUGAGUGCAGGAAACAGGUGGGAGUGGUCUUCAACCAGGACAGCCAAUAACCACUCGCCACUCGACCAUGGUCCAUCUGACCUGUGCUACAGGGCCUGGACAUGGACAGAGCUGUGUGUGGCAGGAGGGAGGGAUCAAGCCAUUGAGUGUGUAUGAUCCACUCAUGACUUAGCCCUAUACAGCUUGCACCUGAUGUGAGACCAAUUUGAACACAAGGAUGAUAAAGACAAGGACGCCUGAGUUAGUAGGCUACUGUUAGCUGCUAAAACUGACAGGUUAAAUUAAGAGUACCAACGUCUGUUACUGUGAAGUGUAUGAUUGAUGGGUUCAAUAAAGGACACUGAUUGUCAUGGUGAGGUUUAUUUCAUGAGGUGACAAGUUCAUCCUAAGAGGGAGAUCAUCAGUCAGAAUACAUUCAAAUUGGAGAAAAAAUGAAUUGUCAUAGACACAUUGACAGACUAUAACCUAUUGAAACCUAUUGUCUGAGUAAACAAUGUAUUUGCUUCCCAAAGUCAUGGGUGGCAAACAAGGCGUGAUGAGUCAGCAAGUUUAUAUAUCGCACAACACAGGCUACCACAUAGGCUACCUUGGCCAGCUCUAAGGUUUCAGCACACCAAGCAGUACAUGGGGAAAUAAUGUAGAUCUAAAAGUAAUUUAAAUAUUUUAUAUUAAAGAUUUGAAGUGUUGUAGGCCUAAUCCAAAAUAUCAACAUAAGUUAUUCAUUAGACACAAUAACGAUCAGCACCAAACCUCGGAGUCUGUUAUGGGUGUAAGAUGGCACGUUACUGCCAUCUGUUGGUAAAUGUUCAUUACUGCAACACCAGUGUUUAAUAACGUGUGUGCUUGAUAUACCCGGAUGUCUUUGUAAUAUUCCGAACACAACUGGUUGGUUACUCGCAUCAAUGACGUUGUCUCGUCAUUUCAUCAAAACGUAGUCUGUCUCCACCUGCUGGCAAAUAGUUACAUGUCGUCUACGUUUCUUUUACACACCAAUAUGGCAACCAGGUGGGGAAUCUGUAGCGCCGGGAAAAUUAGCCACGAUUUCACAGUGGCACUGAAAACCCUACCUCUCGGAGACCAUCAGGUACUUAUACCGGUUUACAGUAGACAGUGAGACCCACCACCACAUACUUUAUUGUGUUCGUGUUCAAGCCUCAGUUUGCUAUCGUCAGCGUCUUUUCAAAUUAACGUGAAUGAUCUGAACUGUUUUAUGGUAAGAAAUCAGAAGGUUGAACUGCACCCAUGUAGUUAACUUUAAGUAGAUUGGAAAAGUUAUAAUGUGACAGACCCACUGUAAUGAAUUUUUUGAGUUGCUGACAUUACAUUAUUGUUUACUGCCACACGGUGUCCUCUGCACAGAUUAAUGGUUUACCGUAAAACUUGAACUAAAUGAACACGGGAAAUGUAAUAUAGAAGUGUGAAAGUGGUUUAUUUAAAAGUACCAUAGGCUACAAACAUGUUGAAAAUGUAAAAUGAUGAGUGAAUGAAAUAGCCCACCCUCUGGUCAUCCCUAGAUUGUUGCUGUGGCAGCUCGGAAACUACAGGACGCUCAGGAGUUUGCAAAGAAGCACAGCAUCCCUCAAGCAUAUGGCAGCUAUGAGGAACUGGCCAGAGAUCCAGAGAUUGGUCAGUGUCUUGUCUCAAACAUAAUCUAGCCAUGCCAUCAGGUGCUUAAUAUUUAUCAGAACAGUGUUUAUUAGUGCUUUUUAUUAUGUCAUUUUUCUAAACGGCCACAUGUUCAGUAAUAAGAUUUAUUCCUCUUCUAAUUCCUUAAAAUGUAUCCUUAAUCCUGUCUCCUCAUUGUCACUGUGUGUGGGUAGAGGUGGUAUAUGUAGGCACCAUCCACCCUUACCACCUGCCAGUUGGCAUGCUCUUCAUGAAGGCCCAGAAGAAUGUGCUGUGUGAGAAGCCUAUGGCCAUGAACCUCAGAGAGGUGCAAGAGCUGGUGGCCUCUGCUAAGAUGAACAAAGUCUUUCUCAUGGAGGUAAUACGGACUGUUACACCUGUGGCAUUAUUACCACGUCACAUACCCAGCCAGUGUUUCAACAGCACACAGGUGAAGGCGGCCCUGUGUGUGUGUGUGUGUGUGUGUUAAAAAUAAUACUUUAUUCAUCUUUAUUAAUGUCUGUGUGUGUAACCAUAGUGCUCUCCCUCCUCCUCCUAUCCCUCCUCCUCCUCCUCCUCCUCCCUCGAUGCUCCAGGCAGUGUGGACCCGCUUCUUCCCGGCCUCUCUGGAGAUCGAGCGCCUGCUGUCUCAGGGGGAGGUGGGCGAGGUGAAGAUGGUGAGGGCAGACUUUGGGGCGCCCCUCAUGCACGUGCCCAGAGCGGUGGAGAAGAAGCUGGGAGGAGGGGCGCUGCUGGACAUCGGCAUCUACUGCCUGCAGUUUAUAUGCAUGGUGUACAAUGGAGAGAAGCCUGAGUGCAUCCAAGCCACCGGUGUCUGUCUGGACACAGGUAGCGAGACAGCAAUGGGACACUUAGGAAGGAAUACUAGUUGUAGCUAUUGGGGGUACUAGUGGUGUACCUAUUGUGGAUAGCCUACUAAGUCCUUUAGCUAUUGGGGAUAGCCUACUAGUCCUUUAGCUAUUGGGGAUAGCCUACUAGUCCUUUAGCUAUUGGGGAUAGCCUACUAGUCCUUUAGCUAUUGGGAUAGCCUACUAGUCCUUUAGCUAGUGGGGAUAGCCUACUAGUCCUUUAGCUAUUGGGGAUAGCCUACUAGUCCUUUAGCUAUUGGGGAUAGCCUACUAGUCCUUUAGCUAUUGGGGAUAGCCUACUAGUCCUUUAGCUAGUGGGGAUAGCCUACUAGUCCUUUAGCUAUUGGGGAUAGCCUACUAGUCCUUUAGCUAUUGGGGAUAGCCUACUAGUCCUUUAGCUAUUGGGGAUAUCCUACUCGUCCUUUAGCUAUUGGGGAUAGCCUACUCGUCCUUUAGCUAUUGGGGAUAGCCUACAAGUCCUUUAGCUAUUGGGGAUAGCCUAGUCUCGCAGAUAGCUAUUGUAGAAGUUCAGAACACUGUGGUCAUAUCUUUAUAUUCCUUCACUUUUCAAGAUGUUCAUCCUUGUGUCAACUCCCUGCUUCUGAUAUACAGUCCUGUGGUAUCAGUGUCAGUUUUCUCCCUGUUGUUUGGUUUCUGUUGUCUGUUCUGUAAUCUUUCUUUGGGUUCACUCAGAGGUCAUUCCAUUGCCACUGAGGUUUAAAUUACAAGUGUCUUUACAACUGUUUAGCUUUAGGUUUAUAAUGGUUAGCUUGUAAAAGUUGGGCAACAGCUGUUUUAGUAUUACAUACUGAAUCUGUAAAUUCUGUGAUUCUUUUACCAGGGAGGGAGUAUGCCAGUCUUUCUAGUUUCUCUUAGAUAAGGCUUCACAAUCACCUCUUUAUCACUUUUACUGGAGGAAAAUAUUUCUUAGUGCUAUUCAGGUAGUCCAAAAGUGAAAUAUUAAUGACGCACUGCAAUGACAGUGCUACUAAGCAAGUGCAUGCUCCAUACAAUGUAGUGAUGUAAACCAGUGUUUACUUUAGUUUGAGUGGAUGAAAGGAUCUGUGAAAAUGACAUGAUGGAAGAACUAACAUAAUGUUAGAGGGAGGGAAAGUGUGUCAAUAUGUGUUGAACAUGUUAAUACUGUAGGUGUAUUUCUGUAUUUACCAUGUCAUUGUGUUUGUGCUAGGAAUGGAUGAAGGCAUGGUUGUCACGCUGAAGUUCUCCAGGAACAGAAUGGCAGUGUUCACCUGCUCUAUUGCUGUUAUCGUUGGCACUAAGGGCACCAUCAGGGUAGGUUCUACAAGAAGGGCACACUCCUCUAAAAACACAAUUGAUGCGUUGAAUCAAUAGAGCAUCAUUGCUAAUUCAAACCACCUACUAACCAUAAAGUAUAAUAAUACAGUAUGUAUUCUAAUGUAGGGGUGUACACUGUAUGUGUUAAUUGACCUAGGUUCCUGAGCACAUGUGGUGCCCUACCUCCCUAGUAGUGAAUGGGAAGGAGACUCAAUACCCUCUGCCUGAGCCCUACCUGCCCCUCAACUUCAUCAACAGCACUGGGAUGCGCUAUGAGGCAGAGGAGGUGCGCCAGUGCCUGCUCAAAGGUACACUGAUGAGACCAUAGAUAUAACAUUGUUUUUUCUCUAUCAACUAUUCCCCAUGUAUGUGUGCAACAUGGAUUGGCUUUCAACUAGCUCCCCACCUCCCCUAAAUGUUGAUGCAGUUACAGAACCAUGUCUUGUUUACUCAGUAUGAAUUCACCACAAGAUGGCAGCAAACCAUCUGAAAUGCCCUCAACAUGUCUCUCUCGACAGACAUUCAGCUAGCUUGAGACUUCUGUUAUUUAAUUUUUUUGUCAUUUAGCAGACGCUCUUAUCCAGAGCGACUUACAGGAGCAAUUAGGGUUAAGUGCCUUGCUCAAGGGCACAUCGGCUGAUUUUUCACCUAGUUGGCUCGGGGAUUAGAACCAGCGACCUUUCGGUUACUGGCACUAAGCUCUUAACCACUAAGCUACCUGCCGCCCCAGACUACUCCACAGACAAAAUAAACCACUGGCAAAUUCAACAAUGGGCCUUUUCAUGAAAUAAUAAUAAUACAAAUAUUUGUGUGGAGAAACAGAAUAUUUGUGAGAUGAUUUGCAUACCGCCCCAACAGAUCCACAGAUGGCGCAAUCUCUAUUGCACUCCACACUGCCCUUUCCCACCUGGACAAAAGGAACACCUAUGUGAGAUUGCUGUUUAUUGACUACAGCUCAGAGUCCAACACCAUAGUGCCCUCCAAGCUCAUCACUAAGCUAAGGAGCUUGGGACUAUACACCUCCCUCUGCAACUGGAUCCUGGACUUCCUGACGGGCUGCCCCCAGGUGGUGAGGGUAGGCAACAACACAUCCGCCACACUGACCCUCAACACGGGGUCCCCUCAAGGGUGCGUGCUCAGUCCCCUCCUGUACUCCCUGUUCACCCACGACUGCGUGGCUGCGCACAACUCCAACACCAUCAUUAAGUUUGCUCUGACGACACGACGGUGGUAGGCCUGAUCACUGAUGACGAUGAGCAGUGUGGUGCCAGGACAACAACCUCUCCCUCAGUGGGCAAGACAAAGGAGCUUAUCAUGGAGGGCCGAACACGCCCCCAUUCACAUCGAUGGGGCUCUAGUGGAGCGGGAUGAGAGCUUCAAGUUCCUCGAUGACCACAUCACUAAGGACCUACAGUGGGGGAAAAAAAGUAUUUAGUCAGCCACCAAUUGUGCAAGUUCUCCCACUUAAAAAGAUGAGAGAGGCCUGUAAUUUUCAUCAUAGGUACACGUCAACUAUGACAGACAAAAUGAGAAUUUUUUUUCCAGAAAAUCACAUUGUAGGAUUUUUUAUGAAUUUAUUUGCAAAUUAUGGUGGAAAAUAAGUAUUUGGUCAAUAACAAAAGUUUCUCAAUACUUUGUUAUAUACCCUUUGUUGGCAAUGACACAGGUCAAACGUUUUCUGUAAGUCUUCACAAGGUUUUCACACACUGUUGCUGGUAUUUUGGCCCAUUCCUCCAUGCAGAUCUCCUCUAGAGCAGUGAUGUUUUGGGGCUGUCGCUGGGCAACACGGACUUUCAACUCCCUCCAAAGAUUUUCUAUGGGGUUGAGAUCUGGAGACUGGCUAGGCCACUCCAGGACCUUGAAAUGCUUCUUACGAAGCCACUCCUUCAUUGCCCGGGCGGUGUGUUUGGGAUCAUUGUCAUGCUGAAAGACCCAGCCACGUUUCAUCUUCAAUGCCCUUGCUGAUGGAAGGAGGUUUUCACUCAAAAUCUCACGAUACAUGGCCCCAUUCAUUCUUUCCUUUACACGGAUCAGUCGUCCUGGUCCCUUUGCAGAAAAACAGCCCCAAAGCAUGAUGUUUCCACCCCCAUGGUUCACAGUAAGUAUGGUGUUCUUUGGAUGCAACUCAGCAUUCCUUGUCCUCCAAACACGACGAGGUGAGUUUUUACCAAAAAGUUAUAUUUUGGUUUCAUCUGACCAUAUGACAUUCUCCCAAUCCUCUUCUGGAUCAUCCAAAUGCACUCUAGCAAACUUCAGACGGGCCUGGACAUGUACUGGCUUAAGCAUGGGGACACGUCUGGCACUGCAGGAUUUGAGUCCCUGGCGGCGUAGUUUGUUACUGAUGGUAGGCUUUGUUACUUUGGUCCCAGCUCUCUGCAGGUCAUUCACUAGGUCCCCCCGUGUGGUUCUGGGAUUUUUGCUCACCGUUCUUGUGAUCAUUUUGACCCCACGGGGUGAGAUCUUGCGUGGAGCCCCAGAUCGAGGGAGAUUAUCAGUGGUCUUGUAUGUCUUCCAUUUCCUAAUAAUUGCUCCCACAGUUGAUUUCUUCAAACCAAGCUGCUUACCUAUUGCAGAUUCAGUCUUCCUAGCCUGGUGCAGGUCUACAAUUUUGUUUCUGGUGUCCUUUGACAGCUCUUUGGUCUUGGCCAUAGUGGAGUUUGGAGUGUGACUGUUUGAGGUUGUGGACAGGUGUCUUUUAUACUGAUAACAAGUUCAAACAGGUGCCAUUAAUACAGGUAACGAUGUGGAGGACAAAGGAGCCUCUUAAAGAAGAAGUUACAGGUCUGUGAGAGACAGAAAUCUUGCUUGUUUGCAGGUGACCAAAUAUUUAUUUUCCACCAUAAUUAGCAAAUAAAUUCAUUAAAAAUCCUACAAUGUGAUUUUCUGGAUUUUUUUUUCUCAUUUUGUCUGUCAUAGUUGACGUGUACCUAUGAUGAAAAUUACAGGCCUCUCAUCUUUUUAAGUGGGAGAACUUGCACAAUUGGUGGCUGACUAAAUACUUUUUUCCCCCACUGUAUCAUGGUCCAAACACACCAACAGUUGUGAAGAGGGCACAACAAUGCCUCUUCCCCCUCAGAAGGCUGAAAAGAUUUGGCAUGGGCCCUCAGAUCCGAAUCUAUGGAUUUCACAUGACUGGGCAGGGGCGCAGCGAUGGGUUGGCAUAGAGCCAUGCCCAGUCAAUCAGAAUGAAUUUUUCCCCACAAAAGGGCUUUAUUACAGACAAAAAUACUCCUGUUUCAUCAGCUGUCCUCAGACGAUUCCGCAGGUGAAGAAGCCUGAUGUGGAGGUCCUGGUGUGGUUACACGUGGUCUGCGGUUGUGAGGGCGGUUGGAUGUACUGUCAAAUUCUCAAAUGGAGGUGGCUUAAGGUAGAGAAAUGAACAUUAAAUCCUCUGGCAACCGCUCUGGUGGACAUUCCUGCAGUCAGCAUGUCAAUUGCACACUCCCUCAACUUGAGACAUCUGUGGCAUUGUGACAAAACUGCACAUUUUAGAGGUGCCUUUUGUCCCCAGCACAAGGUGCACCUGUGUGAUGAUCAUGCUGUUUAAUCAGCUUACUGAUAUGCCACUCCUGUCAGGUGGAUGGAUUAUCUUGUCAAAGGAGAAAUGCUCGCUAACAGGGAUGUAAACAAAUGUGCACUAAAUGAGGGGGGGAAAAAAACAUUGUGCAUAUGGACAAUCUGUGAUCUUUUAUUUCAGCUCAUGAAACCAACACCUUACAUGUUGCGUUAUUUUUGAUCAGUAUAUAUAUAUAUUUCAGCAGAUCUUUUUAACUGCAUUGUUGGGAGUGGGCUCGUAAGUAAGCAUUUUGCGGUAGUCUAACCCGGUUGUAUUUGGCACGUGACCAAUUGUUUGAAUUGAUGAGUGUUCCUGGCAAUGUGUGCUCCUGGCAGUGUGUUAGAAUGACGUAGUCUGUCGGAAGACAAUGCAAUUUCUGGUGAUUAUCUUGUGUCCUGUAGGCCUGAAGGAAAGCCCCAGGAUGUCACAGGCAGACUCUCUGCUCCUGGCUGAGGUGAUGGAUGAGGCACGCAGGCAGGUGGGGGUGGUUUACAGCCAUGACCAACAGACCUCGGUCUAA